Molecule: messenger RNA, 897 nt
Organism: Cordyceps fumosorosea ARSEF 2679
Lineage: Eukaryota; Fungi; Ascomycota; Sordariomycetes; Hypocreales; Cordycipitaceae
Product: 4'-phosphopantetheinyl transferase
Exons: 2
Coding region: 1-897 (298 amino acids)
Cellular component (GO): cytosol
Molecular function (GO): magnesium ion binding; holo-[acyl-carrier-protein] synthase activity
Source: RefSeq, a predicted model, not a curated record
AUGGCCACAGCCAUUCAAUGGGUGCUUGACACCCGAAAACUAUGGCCAGAAGCCUCCAAGACCGCGGAGCUUGAGCAUGUGGCCGCGCGUGCCAUGGACUUGCUCCUCCCCGGCGAGCGCGAGGCCGUCCUGCGCUACUUCCACGUCCGCGACGCCAAGCUCGCCCUCGGCUCCGCGCUGCUCAAGCGGCUCGUCAUCGCCCAGCACGUCCCCGGCCUGCCCUGGGCCGCGGCCACCGCCGUGCGCGACGAGCACACCAAGCCCGUCUUCCGCGGCCCGGAUGGCGCCCAGCCGGUGCUCUUCAACGUCUCCCACCAGGCCGGGCUCGUGGUGCUGCUGGCCGCCCGGGCCGGCGCCGCCGGCACGCAGCUCGGCGUCGACGUCGUGUGUCCCGGCGAGCGUCGCGCGCGCGACCUCGAGACCGUCCUUGACGGCCGCGAUGGGUGGGCCAAGUACGUGGACAUGCACGACUCGGUGCUCUCGCCCGUGGAGGCGCGCCGGCUGCGGGAGAUGGAGCCGCGGGACGUGGGUGGUACGGAGGAGGCGGAGGCGGACCGCAGGCUGGCGUACUUUUACGCGCUGUGGUGCCUGCGCGAGGCGUACGUCAAGAUGACGGGCGAGGCGCUGCUGGCGAGCUGGCUGGGCGAGCUGGAGAUGCGCGGCUUCGCGCCGCCGGGGGACGGGGAGACGGAGCUGGAGGUGUUGUUCGGGCCGGCGGGGGGGAAGCGCGUGGCGGACGUGGACCUGCGCAUCGAGUGGUUCCUCGGGAGGCAGUACAUGAUCUCGACGGCGGUGCGGAACCCGGAUCCGGCCGCGCCGCUGCGGUUGGGGCGCUUUGAGCUUCUGGACCUAGAAAAGGUGCUGCGGCAGGCGGAGGAGCUCAAGGCGCUGAGAUAG